Messenger RNA from Ostertagia ostertagi, 294 nucleotides. The record is from the annotation of a GenBank genome assembly. Lineage: Eukaryota; Metazoa; Nematoda; Chromadorea; Rhabditida; Trichostrongylidae.
AUGGUUGAGACAUUCGCGGAGUUGGAAGCUCGACCUAAAUUUCAUUCGUGCAACAUCCAAGCUGUUGCUAACAUAAUGCAGGUACGUACCGAGAGAAGUUCAAUAGAACAUUCGAGACGAUUGUCGCUUAAUGAAGACUCUUUGCCGCGAGAAGUAAUCAUGUACAUGCUCGCCUACGCCAACGCAGGAGGCAUUCAAGAGCCGCAACUGCCACCAGUCAACGGGAUGCCUCAGGCAGGACCGGUCACUGAAGCUGCUCAACGUCUAGCUCGAGAUUAUAAAAUCGAGAUUUGA